AUGCACCUAUUCCUAACGCUGGUCCUACUACCAGUGCACACCUAUCAACAUGCCGAACAAUCCGGCGCAUUUAUGAUGAGACAGGCGAGUCAGCAUAAUGUGGAAAAUCAGCGCCAGAACACCCAGCGAGAACGGGAACAUUCAAUGGAACCGCUCGACUAUUAUAUCGACGAUCAAGUUGAGGAUGAAGAGGAAGAGACUAGAAAAACCGGCGGACGUCAUGGUCAUCGACGAAGUGGAACACCAAUGCGAACGUCGAUGAGGGACGAGGGCGGAGGUGGUGCACCUCUGCCGGGAGCUAACGGGGCCAUCUUCAGCCAAGGAGAAGUUGUAGAGUAUGGAGAGACAAGAGAUUUUCUACAUUUUCUUCGACGUAUCAAUUAUGAUCAUAGGCAAUGUCCAGAGAAUAAAGCUGGUGCUGUUCAAGUCGAGGUUUCCGUUGUGGUCAGCAACAUACGAGCUGUAUCUGAGGUCACUAUGGACUACGCUUUGGAGUUAUUCUACCGUGAAUCCUGGCAAGAUGAACGACUUCAAUUCAACACCUCACUUUUUAAGAAUAAGACAAGACUUGCCUUACAUGAAAGUUAUACAAAUUUUCUCUGGUUUCCUGACACAUUUGUGCCAAAUGCUAUCGCAUCGAAGAAUCCACAGAGGAAUAGCAUUUCGCAUAGAUCUUUGUUGAGGCUCGAAAGCAAUGGUCAAUUGCUCUACAGUCGUCGAAUAUCGUUAGUUUGUGAAUGCACAAUGGAUUUAACCCUGUUCCCAUUUGACAAACAAAUCUGCAAGUUGGGCAUCGAAAGUUAUGGUUACACAGCCGAUCAAGUUGUCUAUAAAUGGUCAUCAGGAUCGCGUCCUGCUUUAAAGCUACAUAAAAUCCGUCUUCCUGACUUCACCAUCAAAGAGGCAUACGUAACGAAUCAAAUGGAAGCAUAUGCAACAGGAAACUACUCGCGGCUUUACGUAUGCUUCGUGUUCUCUCGUUCAUCCGGAUUCUGUUUCCUGCAACUCAUUAUCCCAUCCACAGCUGUCGUUAUUACUUCAUGGGUGUCAUUAUGGAUGGAGAGUGAAACGGAAUUUCAGGACAUGAUAUCAAUUAUUCUUGCCAUCACUUUCUUGAUCUUCUCCUAUAACGAGAUGAUGCCACGGGUCAGCUACAUCAAAGCUAUGGAUAUCUACCUUGGUGUAUGUUUCAUGAUCGUCUUUCUAUCCCUAAUAAAACUGGCGUUUGUCAAGUAUAUGCGACAAAAAAUCAAAUUAGAAAGUGAAAGUUUCCAAUCGAUGAGCGCAGUGAUGACACCUACUCGACCAAUAAAUGGGAUUCUACCGCCGAGAACCGGUGCUAAUCUUGUGCUACGCAAUGGGAAAUAUAAUAACGAGUAUGUGACGGUUCCUGUUGCGGAUGUGGAAGACUCCUAUAUUCCAGACGGGAACAAAGAUACUUUUGGUGAUAAAAUGCUCAAACUCGUAGAUUUCCACUUCACACCACGAACUAUGCACAGAUUUCAGUGGAUUUCUCAGAUGCUCUUCUUCUUUGGAUUCGUUAUUUUCUGCCUUUUCUACUUCCUCGUAUAUCCAAAUCUACAUAUGGUGAGCGUUGAUCCAGCAUGCGAGAAAACUCAGGCUGAAUGGUUCGCGGAGAUCAUCUAA
Molecule: messenger RNA, 1647 nt
Organism: Necator americanus (New World hookworm)
Lineage: Eukaryota; Metazoa; Nematoda; Chromadorea; Rhabditida; Ancylostomatidae
Exons: 17
Coding region: 1-1647 (548 amino acids)
Biological process (GO): signal transduction; nervous system process; regulation of membrane potential
Cellular component (GO): GABA-A receptor complex; neuron projection; plasma membrane
Molecular function (GO): neurotransmitter receptor activity; chloride channel activity; GABA-A receptor activity
Source: RefSeq, a predicted model, not a curated record